GCCUGUGGUUGGGAAGCCCCAGGUUCUAGGCACGGCCUCGCGCCCCGGCCUCCGCCUCCUCCAGGUCCCUUCCCACCUCCGCCCACUUGACGCGAUGACGCACGGCAGGUUUGCGGACGUGGCGGCGGCGCACGGCACGAAAGGCCGAGACGUUGGCUGCGGCGGUGACGGUCGACAGGGGCAGCCAAAAACGGAGGUUCGGCCAUGAACUGGCCCUGGUCGGCAGCCCCGGCGGCGGCGGCGGCGGCGGCGGCGGACCUGGUAGCCGUCUCCUCGUUGAGUCCCGCCUGCUAACGGGACAGAUUUUGACAUUAUGGCAGGGAGGCAUCAGAAUCGUAGUUUUCCUCUUCCAGGAGUUCAUUCAAGUGGUCAAGUACAUGCAUUUGGAAAUUGUACAGACAAUGAUAUGUUGGAGGAGGAUGCUGAAGUGUAUGAGCUUCGAUCCAGAGGAAAAGAAAAAAUCCGAAGAAGUACAUCAAAAGAUAGACUUGAUGACAUUAUAGUAUUAACAAAAGAUAUACAGGAAGGAGACACUUUAAAUGCAAUAGCCCUUCAAUACUGUUGUACGGUAGCAGAUAUCAAGAGGGUUAACAAUCUCAUCAGUGAUCAAGACUUUUUUGCCCUUAGGUCUAUCAAAAUUCCAGUAAAAAAGUUUAGUUCAUUGACUGAAACACUUUAUCCUCCAAAAGGAAGACAGACUUCACGUCCUUCAUCUGUUCAAUACCUUUCAGAACAACAGCAAGUUUUGUCAGCUAAUGAUUCUCUUUCUUCCAGUGAGUCAGCUGGUAGCUUUUUAAAAGAAGUAGACCGAGACAUAGAACAAAUAGUAAAAUGUACAGAUACCAAAAGAGAGAACCUUAAUGAGGUAGUGUCUGCCUUGACAGCACAACAAGUACGUUUUGAACCUGAUAACAAAAACGUUCAACGUAAAGAUCCUUAUUAUGGAGCAGACUGGGGAAUAGGGUGGUGGACAGCUGUAGUGAUAAUGUUGAUAGUAGGCAUAAUAACGCCAGUAUUUUAUUUGCUAUAUUAUGAAAUUUUAGCUAAAGUGGAUGUUAGUCACCAUUCAACAGUGGAUUCUUCACAUUUGCAUUCAGGAGUCACACCCCCAUCACAGCAGAGAGAAAUGGAAAAUGAAAUUGCUCCAACUAAAGGAAUACCCUUUGGCCCACAAGAUGACCAUAAGCUUUAUAGUCAAUAUUCUCAGUUACCUGCUCCUCAACACAAAACAUAGCAGUUAGUUCAGUUACAGUGUUAGCGAUCACAUGUGUAUCUGGAAUGUGGUGGGUGAAUCAGUUAUAUUAAAUAACCACUUCAAAGGCAGAAUUUAGGGAGAUUGAAGAUGCUUUGUUUUUCACCUUUUUUUGUUUGUUUGUUUUUUGGAGCCAUUUACAAAUGGAUUGAGUAUAAAAUCCCUA
Kogia breviceps (pygmy sperm whale) is the source of this 1418-nucleotide messenger RNA. RefSeq names its product LysM domain containing 3 (gene LYSMD3). Gene Ontology annotation, biological process: Golgi organization. Lineage: Eukaryota; Metazoa; Chordata; Mammalia; Artiodactyla; Physeteridae. The record is from RefSeq and is a predicted model, not a curated record. Gene Ontology annotation, cellular component: Golgi apparatus.